Molecule: messenger RNA, 1615 nt
Organism: Centropristis striata (black sea bass)
Lineage: Eukaryota; Metazoa; Chordata; Actinopteri; Perciformes; Serranidae
Gene: srr
Product: serine racemase
Exons: 7
Coding region: 392-1363 (323 amino acids)
Biological process (GO): L-threonine catabolic process; L-serine catabolic process
Molecular function (GO): L-serine ammonia-lyase activity; threonine deaminase activity
Source: RefSeq, a predicted model, not a curated record
AGAGAAAAUAGCUUAACAUGAACAAGUUAGUUGAAGUGUGUUUGUGUGCAGGAGUUUUUCUCACCUCUUCUCUUUAGCAACAACGCCGCGACAGAGCUGUCAACGCCGCCAGACAUGGCGCACACGACGUGUCUAACAAGCCCCAUGUUCUUAAAUUCCUAUUGUCUUUUUUGUUAGUACGAUUUUUUUUAUGAAACUGAGAAAAGUCCCCAUUGCCACUUCUAUGGGACAGCCAUGUUUGCGGUCCGUUUAAUGAUAACGUCCGACUAGAAACAGAUUUCAAACCGGAACUAUUGUUGCUAGCGUGGAGGGAGACGUAAAAAAACGUAACACUAAAAAAAAUCACGGAGCUGUCACUUUUUGAAGUGACGGAAAGAUCUAAACAAAUAAGAUGGGUGAGAUAUCUGCAGAUGCCGUCACCCUGGAUCUGCUGAGAGAAGCCAGGGAGACGGUGAGAAGCAGUCCCCUGGGUGUCAUCAACACUCCCAUGAUCCCCUGGUGCCAGACGACUCUGCCUCUCGACAAGCACUGCAACAUCCACAUCAAACUGGAGAACAUGCAGAGGACUGGGUCGUUCAAGAUCAGAGGAGUGUCCAAUCAGUUUGCAAGGAGACCGAAGGGUGGUCAUUUUGUCACCAUGUCUGCAGGGAAUUACGGGAAGUCUUUUGCUUACGCCUCAAAACAUUACGGGUCACAGGGCAAGGUUGUGAUGCCGGAAACAGCCCCUGUUUCCAGAUCUGUCCUCAUACAGAGCUUCGGUGUGGAGGUGGAGCGAGUUCCCACUUCCUCUCUGAUGGAUGUGGUGAACCGCUGUGUUCAGGAGGACAACAUGACCUUCCUGCACUCUUAUGAUGACCUGGAUCUCAUAGCAGGACAUGCCAGUCUAGGUAUGGAGGUGCUGGAGGUGAUGCCGGAGCCGGAUGUGGUGGUGGUGUGCUGUGGUGGAGGAGGGCUGCUGGCCGGUGUAGCCGCUGCCAUCAAACUGUCUGGCUGUGAUAAAACCAGAAUCUACGGCGUGGAACCAGAAGGAGCCUGCACCAUGUACAGAAGCUUCAUUGAGAAGAAGCCGGUUGGCAUGGACACCAAGAGCAUCGCCUCAGGACUCGCACCACCUUUUGCAGGCACACUGCCCUUUGAGCUGUGUCAGCGUUACGUGGAGGGGAUUGUCCUGAUAAACGAUGAAGAGAUCAAGGCAGCCGUGUCGUCCCUCUACAGGUCCGGCCUGGUGGUGGAGCCUUCAGGCUCUGCUGCGUUCGCUGCCAUCGUUAACAACAAGAUACCGGAGCUGGAGGGGAAGAACGUGGUGUGCAUCCUCAGCGGAGGGAACAUCGGAAAAGACGAGCUCGCCAACUUCCCAGAUUGACUCAACACUUCUUUAAUAUGGCUUUUUUACACACUGUGAAAUGAAACACUAUUCAGAUUCAAAUCAUGUAAGAAAUCUAGUUCUAGCCGUUUUGGAAACAUGAAUCAUGAUGAAAUUAGUUUUUCUAUGGACCUGAACAUGAAUUUAUACUAAUUUUCUAUAACCCCAAUAUCAAGUAGAGCAAUAUAAACUGAAUUUCAAUGUAAUUUUAUUUGUUUCAGUGUGUCUGUUUUAAUAAAAAUCUCAAUCUAA